AGAAGCAUCAGGGUUCUCACAUAGACUCAACAAACCUUUUGUCUAGUCCCCAGAGAAAGAAUCCUCUUUUCCUAUCUUUCCUGAGUUAGCUCCAGAACAGAUGAUGAGGUUUCUGCUACUGUGGAGUUGGAUCAUCAUCCCAGGUUAUGGAGCCAUGGUGGGUCCAAAGGAAGUCAGUGGGCCAGAGGGAAGCUCUCUGUCUGUGCAGUGCUUCUAUGAGGAUAAGCAUCAAGAAAAUAAUAAAUACUGGUGCAAAGUGACCAGAUUAUUCUUUCAACGUUGUGUCACUAUCAUCACCACAGAGUCAGGGAAAGAAGAAACAAAUGGCAAGACAUCCAUCAUGGACAAUCCCCAAAGUCAAGCAUUCACUGUGAUCAUGAGGAACCUCACCCUAAAGGAUACUGGGAAAUAUCAAUGUGGGAUUUCCAGAUUUGGAGUUGAUGAGGUUUUUGAAGUGACUGUGGAAGUUUUUUCAGCCUCUUCUAGUUACCACCCAAAAGUGAAUGUUCCUACCCAGGAAAAGAUAAAGCCAACAACAUUCAUUAAUGUGGGGACUAGGACAGCAAAACCUCAAUGGAAACAAGAGACCUUCCAGACGAGAACCCAACAAGAUGCAGCCCAGGCAGUCACAUCCCACCAUCGCUCCAAUGAUAUAAAGUCAAAAUCCAGGCCAUCCAUCCCAUUGAUCCGAAUUUUGGCUCCAUGCAUCAUUCUCCUCUUGCUUUUGGUGGUGGUUAUAGGAACUCUCCUGGUCCUGUCAGCAAGAAGAAAGAAAGGUACUCUAGUAAGCAGAGUUCUGUACAACAGAGUGCCUGAGGGAGGGAGGAGUAGCCUCAAACUUGAGGUUGCUGCUGGUGGACCCAUCUUGGCAACCAGAAGCAGGCAGUGUUAUAUUGUCUUAGAUGUUCUGGAAUCUCUGGCAUGUGACUUGAAUUCUGGAGGCCUGGCUAUAAGAUUGAUGGGAUAGGAUCAGCAGAAGAUGAGUGGACACUGCUCCAGGUGGAUCAGACUGGCAUAGCCCAUUCUUGAGGGUCUAGACCGGAUUUAUUGCUAGGAUCUGUUGGUGCCAAAAGGAGCUUUAAUACAAAAAAUGUUGGUAGGUUGGGAGUGGACUAAAUAAUCUUGAAAAUAAAGUUCUUUUAAAAAGUUUCUUUUUUGUAGUACAAUAGAAGGAUGUGGGUGCUGGAGAUUUCUUACCACUUCUCUCAGAGCUACUCUUUGCCUAAAACUUCUGCUUCUGAAAUC
Molecule: messenger RNA, 1245 nt
Organism: Gracilinanus agilis (Agile Gracile Mouse Opossum)
Lineage: Eukaryota; Metazoa; Chordata; Mammalia; Didelphimorphia; Didelphidae
Gene: CD300LG
Product: CD300 molecule like family member g
Exons: 5
Coding region: 101-967 (288 amino acids)
Cellular component (GO): plasma membrane
Molecular function (GO): transmembrane signaling receptor activity
Source: RefSeq, a predicted model, not a curated record